This is a messenger RNA of Capsicum annuum, 10423 nucleotides long. RefSeq lists its product as uncharacterized. The record is from RefSeq and is a predicted model, not a curated record. The transcript has 4 exons. Bases 169 to 342 code for a protein of 57 amino acids. Lineage: Eukaryota; Viridiplantae; Streptophyta; Magnoliopsida; Solanales; Solanaceae.
UCCUUCUCCGCAAGUUGCCAGCACCUUGGAGAAGGGGCCAAUAAUAAUUUCAAAAGGCAAACCUUUAUAAAUUCCUAAACCCCAAAAAAAUAAUCAUCAAAAAUCCAAAUUUUGGCUCUAAAACCCUAAAUUGCAUGCAAUUAUUGAAGAAGGCAAUUUAGAUCUUCAAUGGGAUUUAUCAGAAGCACGUUUUCGUUCGUUAUGGGUACGGGUUUGGGUGUUUACUUGGCCCAAAAUUACAAUGUUCCAAAUAUUCAGAAGCUCUUCAAUACUGGCCUUGUUAUCGCUAAGCAUUUUGAAGAGAAUUAUCGGAAACCCAAUAAGAGGAAUGACGAAGAGUAGUACUACUGUUUCAUCAGUUCUUGGCCUACAGAGCUUCUCCCAUGCAAUUGGAGCUUUCUUGGAAGCAUAUACUCCAUCAGUCCAUAAGAAUGUCCUACAUAAUUUUUCAAUACACUUGAUGUCCUUCUUUGGGAUGAUGAACACCUGAGACCAGAAGUGUAUAGAAAACAACAUACUCUUGAUUAAUUGAGCCCUUCCUGCUUAUGAUAGGAAUCUGGUGGUCCAGAUAUGUAUUCUUGCCAUUAUCUUCUCAAUCAAUGGUUGAUACUGCACAAUAGCCAUCUUCUUAGUAUGAAGAGGGACUCCCAAGUAUCUGAAUGCUAGCUAUCCUUGUGAAAAUCCUAGCUCUUGUACAGUUUCAGCUUGGAUAUCAUGUGGCAGCCCUUCAAAAUAUAUAGAGCUCUUAUCAUUAUUAGCAACUAGACCUGAGGCUAAAGAAAAUUCCUGAAAAAUCUCAUACAACAUCUUGACAGAUCCAGUAUCUCCCCACUAAAGAGCAAUAGAACCACAUACUUGUAAUCACACAAGUGGAGUAUGGGGAGGGUAGAGUGUAGGCAGACUUUAAUAGAGGUAGGGAAACUGUUUCCGAUCUAUCCUUGGCUUAAGGAAAGAAAACAAAUUCAAAGCAUGUGAGAAAAAGAAUUAACAAGAGUGAAGGAGUCAUGGGAGAAUACAAUAGAAGAAACAUAACUACAAUACAAUAAUAAGAUAAUCCAAGAGCAAGAAAAAUAAUUGUAACGAAUACCAGUGUUAUCAAAGCAAAAAGUGUAAAAAAGCUCCAAGCUCCAUGGGGGCUUUAAGUGCAAAGCGCAAAUUAAGCGUGGGCUUUAAUGAAAAAAGGCGCAAAGGAAGAAAAGAUACAGUUAUAUAUGUUCAGUUAUAACUAAUAAUUAUAAGAAUGAAUGUCAAAUAUAUGAUCAAAGAAAUUGAAAAAAAUACGUUAAAGUUAAAUAUCAAUUGUUUAGUGUCGCCUCUAGAAGGGGCUCAUUGGAAAUGUAAAGUAUGUCUCAGAAACUUGAUGACAACACUGAAGCUUCACAUUAAGCAAGGCGAAGCACUCAACAUGUUUUGCUUCAGGGCUUAAGCGUGCCUUUGAUAACACUAAUGAAUACUGAUUUAUAUAGUUGUCUUUGAUUAAUUUGGUAUUGAGGUGUAGUUGAUUGAUAGAGUACAUUAUAGAUGGACAUUGUCUACUGAAAAAUAAAGCCAAUCGUUAAUAGAUUUGUGAAAUAUGAGAGUUGGGUGUAUUUUUUUUUGAAAAAGGUAACUUGUAUUAUAAACAAAGGAAUACACAAGAAGCAUUCCGGUAAAACUUACAACCAAAAUUCCAGAAGAUCCUUCUAAAGGAUCUCAUAAGUAAUCUGAAAUGCUAGGAAUGUCCUCUUUAUCUUGAAGAUAUUCAUGUUUACACCAAAAGAAGAAAAGGACCAGACAAUUCAUUUUCAGUUUCUGCAUAGUGCAACUCUUGUUUUCAAAGAUUAUCUGGUUCCUCUCUAUCCAUAUAGUCCACCAAAUGUAGGCUGGGACAAUUUUCCAUCUCUCCCUGUGUCCUGACUGAUUUCCAUCUCUAUUCCAGCAAGCUAGCGCUUCUCUGAUACUCCUUGGCAUUGUCCAGCUUAUGCCUCUUAUAUUAAUGAAAAUCUGCCAUAACUUAGCAGUCUCCCUACAAUGUAGAAAAAGAUGGUUUAUUGUCUCCAACUCACAUUCACAUAGAGAACGCCUAGAACAUACAUGGAAACCUCUUUUCAUAAGGUUGUCUUGAGUUGGUGCAGCUUGUUUGGCUAGAAGCCAAGUGAAGCAUGCUACCUUUAAAGGCACCUUGACUUUCCAAAUCAUCUUCCAAGGCCAACCAUCAACAUGUGGACCUGCUCUCUGUAAUUUCCUGUAAGACGAGCCAACCGUAAACCUUCCUUGCUUGUCUGGUAACCAAAACAGAUUAUCCUCACUUGAGUUUAGAUCUUCUUGCUGCUCCAGAAUGUUGAAUAAUUCCGUUACUCUAUUGACCUCCCAAUCAUUAAGAUUUCUCCUGAACCUGAGAUCCCAUCCCUGACUGUUUCUCAUUUCUCUGAUUGUGGACCUUUUUUGUAAACUCAGAUUGAAUAAAUCAAGGAACUUGAUUUUCAAAGUCUCCUGUCCCACCCAAACAUCUUCCCAGAACCGAGUUCUCCUUCCAUUUCCCACCUUUAUUUUGCAGUUGUUGGCAAAGUUGGUCCACUGAUUCCUUAUAGAUUUCCAUACCCUAGUGCCACAAGGUUGUGUAGCCCUAUUUGUGGUCCAUAAGUUCAUUCCAAACCUGGUUUUUAUUGGCUCCUUCUAGAGUGCUUGUUCCUGUGAGGCAAAUCUCCAUAGCCAUUUCAUAAGCAGGCUUUGGUUCUGCUAUUUCAGAUUUCUUAUACCCAAACCCCCUUCCUUUUUGCGGAGCAUAACUUGAUCCCACUUUACUAAAUGGAUUUAUGAUUAUUUGGGUCACAAUUCCCUUGCCACAAAAAGUUCCUCCUAAUAGCAUCCAUCCUGUCAAUCACAUUUGUUGGCAUGGGGAAAAUCGAUAUCAUAUAUGCUGGUAAAGCGUCCAACACACUAUUGAUGAGUGCGACUCUUCCACCCAAAGAUAAAUGUUGACUUCUCCAAUUCACUAACUUCUUCUCACACUUCUCUAGAACAUUGUUCCAAAUUCCUUUUGACUUGCUCUUGUCCCCCAAAGGCAUGCCAAGGUAAACCGUGGGAAGCUCCCUUAUCUGCCCUCUUAGUAUAUUUGCUAACAAACUUAUCCUGGGCACCUCAUUAACUGGGUAAAUGAAACUCUUCCCCAAUUAAUUUGGAGGCCUUAUAUGGCUUAAAAAAGAAUCAAUAUAACCCUUAAGUACUUUAAUUGGGAAUUCUCAGCAUCACAAAAAAUUAAGGUGUCAUCCGCAUAUUGAAGGUGUGAUAUGGCCAGACCUUAUCUAUCAUUCAUAUUGGGAUUGAAACCUCUUAUCCAACCUUUUGUUUGAGCUGUCCUGAGCAUGUCAUUUAGACCCUCCAUGGCCAGUAUAAAGAGAAAGGGGGAUAAGGGAUCUCCUUGUCUCAAUUCUCUCUCAGACGAGAAAAAACCAGACGGGGAACCAUUUAUCAAUAUAGAGAAUUUCACGGAUGUAAUGCGGAACUUCAUCCACUCGACCCAUUUCUCACCAAAUCCCAUGCUUUCCAGAGUGUUCCAGAGAAAUCCCCAGUGAAGAUGGUCAUAAGCUUUUUCAAUAUCCAGCUUGCGUGUAUUCAGUGAGCCCAUUAUUGUUGUCAGUCAAAUCUCAGAAUGUGCUGAGAUGAACACGACUUGUGUAAGGGAUAUAUAAUUGUAGGGCUAUGACAAGCUUAUGGAAUCACUAGAUAAGAUUACAUACAGUAAUAUUCUCUUAUGAAUGUGUUUUUCUAACUUCCGCAUUUACAAAACCUGAAUAAGCCCACUAAAAGGGAGAUCAGGUUCUAAAGCCCAUUCAUUUGACAAGUUGAGUAUGACUCUUUUUGUGAUCGACGUAUUUCAAUAGUUGUGCAAAUCUUUGGCUGAAUAUUUUCUUGUCGAUAUGAUGACUUCCAAGACUAUAUUACCAAAAACAGAGUCAAAAUAAGUGCAUCUUGUGAUAGCACUGAUCCAAGGAGCUUCAUCUGGAUGUGGUUAUGAGUAUUUCAAGUUGUAUUUUGCUUGGUAAACAGUAACCAGAUUUCUCCCUAAGCUUAUAUCCUGUUGAUAUACUACAAUUAUUAUUAUUAUUUUUUAAACUGGUAACUUUAUUAUACUAAAAUUAUUGCUGGCAACAGAAGAAGUGUCAUUCUCCAUUGGUAUCUCUAUUGUCCCAUAUCGGUAAAGUGUAUAAGGGAUAGAAUGGCUUUAAUGAUUAAUCCCAGCAAGUGAUAAUUAAGUCAUGCAGAAGGGUUCAAAUUCUUUCAUCUUGCGCAUUCAGAUGUCUGUUCUGAACAUCAGUUUUCAGGAUCUACUUAUCCAUCUUCUUCUUUCAUGGAGAUUUAAGCAGAAAAUAUAUGCAGAAAAUUCCAACAAGUAUUUCUGAUAUGCAAUCAGUCCUGUCCUAGAAUAAGUGUCUGUUGAAACAACUUAGAUGAUGAAACAGUAAUAACUUCUCUCGAAAGAAAUGUUUAUUCUUUUGCAGCAUGCUUGCGGUUCAGAUCGGCAAUGAUACCAGCUGACAGUUUUUAUGCCACUUGUGUUAUUGAAGCAUUUGUGCAUAUUAGGAUUGAUUAAAAAUGCUUCAUUAGUAUCCUUGACAUCAAGCAUUAAACCAUUGAUGUUUGAUUGAAUGAUUUUCUGGUAUAAAAGCCAACAUUUGUGUGCAGGAAAUAGUUGAUUUUGUGAGGGGUGAAUGUAACUUAAGCUUAAUUUAUUUUUUCAACGUACUAAUUGGUGUCAGGUACUUUGGAAACUUAUUCAUUCUUUGGUUCAAAAAAUUGCAAAAGUUGUACUUAAAAUGAUUCUCAGCUCUGAUUUAGGCAUUGCCAUCCACUUAUUAGCUGUCCAUACGUAAACUGGUUUUACAAUGAGAGAGAUGAGAUACCCGGGGCGCUCGGAAGGUGUUCUUUUUCAACUUGGUUGGCAGCUGGGAGAAAUUUUGACAGCUGAAACUUACUGAAGAGGAGUAUUACAUAUACCAGUUGGUGUUUUAUGUGUAAAAACUCAGGUGCGAACGACCUCCUUUUACGUUGUCAUGUAGUUUCUCAUUUGUUCUUUUGAUGGAACACCUUUAGAUGGUUCAGACUUCAACGGGUGAUGCAUGCACCGUGAGGGAAGCCUGGUCAAUUGAACAGUUCAAAGAAUGAGGAGAAAACAGAAGGUGUGGGAUAUUGCCCCACUAGCACUACUUUAGAUUGUAUGAAGAGAGAAAUAAGGUAGCUUUUGAAGGAACAGAAAAUGAUUUUGUGCAUUUGAAGAACAACCUCUAGGCAGAUUAUUUUUGUGGCGCACCUUGAGAUUCCGAUAUGUAUGGAAGGUUGGGUGUCUAUUAUCACUUUGUAGGUUCUGUACUUCUUAGAGUUCUCAUACCAUCAUUAAUGAAAUUAUUUUACCUUAUCAAAAAUAAAAAUAAAAACAUUGCUAAAGGAAUUCUGUCCUUAACUACUAAAAACUUUCUCUAUGUUGAUGCAAAUGAGUCCCUAUGUGGCACAAGCAGGGCACAACUAGAUUGUGGAGCAAUCUGUUUGGAUUUGAUUUCUUGUCUCUCUUCUUAAUUCUUAUGGGCUAAUAGUGAUACUAAUAUUGUUUUACUGGUCACACUAAUGUCAACUUCUUUGGAUUAUUGCUUGGUUUGGUGGAUUCUUCCUAGGGGUGGUCUCAAGGAUAUGGUUGGGUAUUUAAGAUUUGACUCAAGGGUGCAAGUGGUCCUAACGGAAUUAUUGUCUUGCUGUUGUCUCUAUGUUGGGAACUAAGUUGCGAACUCUUCACUUUUGAUGCCGCACCCAUGUAGGAUUCUUCAAAAAUACACUAGUUUUGGCGAAUCUGGCACACACCUGUUGUUGGAAAUUGCUUUAAGUUACUGCACUAGUUUUUAGCAAAAUAAAUUAUUUAGAUUAAGAUGAAUUUGAAUUUUAAAUAUUUGUUAAUUUGCUUAGUUGUUGAGAUAAUUUAGGUUGUUUUAAAUUUUAAAUUAUGCAGUUUUUUAUGUUUUGUUGGCUAUUUAAAGCCACUUAAUGCUUAAUAAAAUUAUUGAAAAGCCAUUGAAAGCUUAGUGAAAGCUUGAAAGUCAUUUCAAUUCAAAGAGAGUUAUUUUAACCCCUUUUCGCUGCCCCAAUUUUUUUUUAAAAAACCCAACAGUGGUAUCAAGAGCCUCAUUGAUCUUACGGGAUCUGUGUGUUCUUCCAAAGCGCUACCAUACCAUUUUUAACCCGCAAGGGCUAUCUUUUUAACCCGUAAGGGCUACCUUUUUAACCCGUAAGGGCUCCUUUUUCAACCCGUUCUUAUUUUCAAAGCAUAGGGCUAUUUUAAGCCAAAAAGAUGUCAAGCAGCAGUCUCUCUUUGAAUGUCCCAAAAAUUUUCACAGACAAAAAUGAUCAAAUUUGUUCUAUGAAGAAAUCAUAUCUUGAAACCUAUGCUUUAUGUGAUGUUUUGAUGAAUGAAAAAUCCUUACAAUAUUUUGCAAAGUUUAAACAACACAAGAUUGUUGAUGGUUUUUCAGCAAAGAAUCAAAAGAAGAAAAAGAAAAAAGAGAAAGAUGAACAUCAAAAAGAUGUGCAAGUUCAAAAAAAAUUGAAAAAUUCAGCAUCCACUGCAAGAGCAAAAAUUGAGGAGGAGCAGUUUUAAAUCACAGUAACUAAAGCAAAGGAAGAGUGUUGGAAAUUGCUUUAAGUUAUUGCACUAGUUUUUAGCAAAAUAAGUUAUUUAGAUUAAGAUGAAUUUGAAUUUUAAAUAUUUGUUAAUUUGUUUAGUUGUUGAGAUAAUUUAGGAUGUUUUAAAUUUUAAAUAAUGUAGUUUUUUAUGUUUUGUUGGCUAUUUAAAGCCACUUAAUGCUUAAUAAAAUUAUUGAAAAACCAUUGAAAGCGUAUUGAAAGCUUGAAAGUCAUUUCAAUCCAAAGAGAGUUAUUUUAACCCCUUUUCGCUGCUUCAUCUUUUUUUUUUUAAAAAACCAACACCUGUUGACAUUAUUGAAGAGUCCAAGCAACAUAGGUUGGGGAAGAUGCAGAGCAUGUUCCUCCGUCCUCUGUAUUAUAGGUAUUAAAUAUUUUUGUCUUCGUGCCUUGAAGAUUUCUUCAAAUUGCCAUUCUUAUGUAAGUUCUCAAAAUUAAGUGCAGUCUCUUUUUUAGAAAUGUGGAAAGUGUGCUUCCGUGUCAUUCUGGAUGCUUAUGUUCUGUGAUUUAACUGAUGGGACCUCUUGGUUCUGGAAACUUGAUAAAUAUUUGAUUAUGCAUCGUUGAUAGCUACCAAAUACUCCUCUACAUUUGGUAAUAUCUCUAUUUUUCUGCUGUGCUUCUGUUUUCUUUUGUUUAACACGCCUUCUUGAUUUUGUUUGUUGACCAUAAUAGAAAAUUAGAUUAAGGUUGGCGUCCAGUUAUGCGCUGCUGAGUCUGUUGUUUCUUGGUCUUUUGGUGCUGAUACUGUGAUGUGGAUCUUCAGCUUUGAGGAAAAGGGAUUUUUUUUUUUUGGCAUCUUUAGUGAUUUCCUGUGUAUGGUAUGGGAUUUUCAAACUUCGCACUUGACUGGGCCAUUGGUUGGUAGUUAUUUCAGGUAGGCAGAUAUUUUUAACCUUCAAUUAAAUUAGUUUUUAACACAACUUUACCUUCAGUAUCAAACUCCUGCCUCACCAUAGUUGAUUUAAAUUCUUACAGCUUACUGGAAGUCAUUGUCUUUCGUAUUUCAUUAGGAUACAGAAAAUUGCUUGGACGGCUGGAAAAUAUUUUUGUAUUCAUUAGGAUAUUUUUUAAGAUUUUUGCAACUUGUUUGAGCAAGUAUGAUGUGCCAAACUGCCAAUUACAUAGAUGAUAACCAUGCCUUUUUGUAAAGUCAUGUAUUGAUUAGGCUAAACUCUCUAGAUGCUCAAAUUUGUGUUCGUGUAUAUGGGAGUAUUGUUUGCAUAAAUAAUUAUUAGCUUACUCAAAUAAACAGAACUUGACAAUGGAGUAACUGAACUAUUGUAGGUGAUCAGUGCAGAUUUUGACAUUGAAUUGUGUUGGAACAUUUCUCUGUUGUUUUCAAAUGGAAAAUUGUGAUGGGGUUAUUGUUUAGAGAAUAAGCUAGAGUCUUGAUGUGAAACAAAUAAAUUCUGCUUGUAUGUUAUAAAAAUAAAAAUUAAAAAGGAACAAAUAUGAUUCUAUUAUGAUGAUAAUAGUUAAGCAGUGUCUUUUCUUUUUUCCACUUUCUGCUUCUUAGUCCACAGUUAGAUACAAGUCAGAUGAACUUUGCGAAGUUGGAGUACAAUUUGAGGGUGAAUUACUACUGCAGGAGAGGUAGUCUACCUCUUUGCCAUGUAUACGCCAAUGGUCAAUUUUUCCCAAUUGAUCUGGUGCUGAACUUGGGAGAGUCUGUGAACGAAGAAUAUGCAGAACACUCUCUACUUUCCCCAGAAGUAAGACGGCAGAGCGGACGCCUUCUGCUCUCUCUUCAAUUGUGCCAUGGUGGCACUGCAUGGAUAUAACUCUAUCAAGGUUGGUGAGACAAGCACCUGUUAUAUCCGCAAUCAUGGUUGACAAUCGGUCAAACAUGGUUUUGCCGUUCUCAAACACUUUGCUAUCAGAACUUUGCAGAAGAGUUUGACAUACUCUAUACAUACAGUUUGCUGCCAACAUAUUGGUAGGCCAUUUUGAAGGUGAUUCUUUUAAACAAAAGUUCGGAUCUUUCUUUUUGAAUUCGACGAAUCUCUGUUUUGCUUUCUCAGAGAGUCCUUCAAGCACGCCUUUUGGAUUUUGUUCUUCAGUGGCAAUUUUGCGCAGGUCAACGUCCAGCCACUUGUAGCAUAAAUCAACUUCUACCCACACUAAUUCUGCUGCCUUCCUGAUGUAUACUAGGUCUUUUCUAUCAUCCAGGUGCUCUUCAACAACUUUCAUGUACAUGAGACCUUCAUACACACUCCUUAGCAGUUCCUUGAUUGAGUGGACAUCAAUGUCUGGAAGUGCCAUUGCAAUGCUUGUCAGUGUCACUAUAGGAAGAGCCCAGCAAUUAGGAGGUUCUUCCGAGUCUAAAGAAGGAAUUUUAGCAUGGUCAAAUUCGUGCACUCCCCUGAAUCCAGAUGAUGACUUCACUUUCUCCAGAAGUUGUAGAAGAUGUUUAGGCUGCUCCUUUUUCCCCAUCCCUAUCCAGUGGCCUACCACAUCACAGUUGCUUUGCAGCAUCAAAUCAAUUAAUACUUCCUCUCCUUCGAGGUGUAAAACGUAGCGGCUAAGAUCUGGCCUCAGACUAGCUUGUGACUCUAUAUCAUGACUCGACACUAUACUGUUGCAUUUCAGCAUCCUGAUUGCUUUCUGAGAGCUUAUCAGUAACCAACUUACAGAGAAAGUGGAAAUGACCCGAACUAUCUUACUGAGUGACACCAUCAGAAUUUGCAUCCAAAUGCAGAAAUCUAGAAUUUUGUUCUUUGCUUUAUGAGCGAAUUUUCUUCCACGCCGGCCACAAACUCUGAAAUCCAACGGGCAUUCUUUCCACUUAAGCAGUAUAUGGAUCCAGUAGUUCUCCACUUUGAACAACGUGAGUUUGCAGGCAUUAUUUGCUUUUUUGGGGCAGUGGAAAUUUAUGGCUAUGAACCAUCUAAAAGCUGGUGCAAUAGUUCCUACUCCUAUUGCCACUGUGUGAGUUACAAUAAUCAAGGUUGUGGACCACUUGUAUUCAGAGUCUCCACUACAGAAGCUGAAGCUCGAAUGGAGAAAGUAAGACCUAAGCAUGGCUUCAGCAUAAAUUACUGUGCUCAGAAGGCAGAAACCUCCAGAUGCAGUGCAUGUUGCUAAGCGCCCUGCCACAAAGUGGGGGCUACAGGUCCAAAUAACACUUCGUAGUUGGUAUUGUUAAGGCUGAGGAGAUCAGUAGCAGAAGUAAAAUAAGCAUAAGAAACAUGAGGGCAAUAUGCUCUUUCCAGAAAACAUAGAUAACACCAGUAGCUAAUUGUAUGCCAAUGUUCACAAUGGCCGUGAUGACGAAAAUUCCCAAAGCCAUUAUGUUCAUCAACAGCUCUUUGUUCUCCAUGAGACCUAAAGAAGGCAUAAAAUUUGCAAUUACCGUACAAAUUAGAGCACCGCUGCUUAGUUUCGUCAGCUGGUCUUGUCGGCGAGGCAUGGAGGUAUUUAGAUCAACAGACAACUUGGUGGCAACAGCUAGGAGCGUCAAGGUUGUAGCAUUGAGAGAGAAGAAGUAGCAAGGAAACCAUAAUUUUCUACGGCGCAAGCCAUUAAAGACAUCGAUUGCCAUGGCCAGUGCACAAGCUGCUGAUGCUGCUGCAACAUAGAUACCGAUCCAUGGCAUCGGCUCGCUGAAUUUCGAGUCAUCUAGGUUGCCAUCUAUGGUGCAACCAAUUUUUCCCAUCUUGUUUAAAAGCUGAAAUCUUGUCUGUGGUGAAAUAUCUUUAGGGUGUUUCUACUCUGGGUGUUAUGCUGUUUCUGAUGCAACUAUAUCUGUUUGUUA